Molecule: messenger RNA, 2772 nt
Organism: Pelagomonas calceolata
Lineage: Eukaryota; Pelagophyceae; Pelagomonadales; Pelagomonadaceae
Source: the annotation of a GenBank genome assembly
GUGCCGACGACGGCACCGAGCGGCUGGCUCCUCAUACCCACAGCGCUUGGAUCUGAGAAAGCCCUCGAGCCACGCAAGGCUGCGCGUCGACGCCGAAGCGCCUCCGACUUGCGCACGGCUGCUGACCGGAACACGCCUGACCACCCGCAGCGGUAAAAUAGCCGCGCGGAGAGCGCGCCAUCGACGCGGGCCUCGAGGGCCGUCGUAGACUAAACGCCGUCGACGCCCGGGGUAGAAUAAACGCCGUCGACGCGCGCGCAUCGCCGCGCCGAGUCGCCGGUCGCAACCAUUUGGCCCCGCACGCGCCAGCGAAGGGCGUUAAGCGCCGACAUGUCCGAGCCCUACGCGCGCAAGGGCGGCGGCACGGCCCAUGGCCGGACGCCCUACCGCCAAGUUUCGCAAGAUGACACUGAUGGUAGUGGCGUCAGAAGAGCAAGGCUCGCGACGUGGUCCAAGCUCCCCGAAUCCCUCAACUUCACCACAGAAGAAAAUGAAGUCUGGCGCACGAAGCACGCCCAGCUCCAGUACACGAACCGAAAUAGGUGGUGGACGUCGCACAACGCCGUCGUGUUCAAACGGUGGGUCCUGACGUUUAUUAUUGGCGUCCUGGCUGGCUUAGUUGGUACAUUUAUUACGUUCUUCACUCGUAAACUAACCGACUACAAGUUCGAGAAAGUGCGACGCGUCAUGGAUGCGGAGGACGAGGGUACCUACCGAGGCUCUUCGUUCUUCUGCUACCUCGGCUUUAACUUAUUAUACGUCUCUGUCGCUAUACUAUGUGUAUAUAUAGAACCGGUAUCCGCCGGCUCAGGAAUCCCGGAGGUGAAAUGUUACCUUAAUGGUAUAAAUGUACCUCGUAUAGUACGAGUACGCACCUUGUUCUGCAAGGCCUUUGGCGUACUCUUUAGUGUAGCCGCAGCGCUACCCGUGGGCAAGGAGGGCCCCAUGAUCCACUCUGGGAGUGUUAUUGGUGCUUCACUGGCCCAAGGCACUAGAGGCCUGUUCGGUACAUUGGGUGAUACGCGAGUCUUAGAGUUUCGCAGUGACCCGGAAAAGCGGGACUUCGUCGCUUGUGGGGCCGCAGCAGGCGUCGCCACGGCCUUUGGGGCGCCGAUUGGGGGUGUUCUGUUCGCCCUGGAGGAAGGCGCAAGCUUCUGGUCGACACAACUAACGUGGCGCGCGUUUUUUUGUGGCAUGAUCACGAUCUAUACGUUAUAUGUCGUACGGACAUCGGAGGACCUGUGGGGCAGCGCCGACUCGACGAAGAUGUUUUCCUUUGGCGAGUUCACUUAUAAAACGUCAGACGGCAAGGCCAAUUUCAGUGUGUGGGAGUUGUUGCUGUUCACGGCGCUGGGGGCGCUGGGCGGCCUGGCCGGGGCGCUGUUCAACCAUUUGAACAAGCGACUGACGCAGUGGCGCAUGCGGCACUGCGCGUCGAAGGCGCUGCGAGCUUUGGAAGCCUGGGCCGUCUGCGUCGUCUGCAGCACGGUCAUGUACGUCGUGCCCUGCCUCUGGCGGCGGUGCACCCCCAAGCCGCUCGUACAAGUCACGUGGACGCAGUUCGAGAAAAACUUGGUCGAAGAUUUAGUUCCGUUUGGCUGUCCCGCGGAUUCCUACAACGAGGUGGCUUCGUUGUUUUUCACGGACUCCGACACGGCCAUCAAGCAGCUGUUCCACUUUCGGGAGUCGGGCGUCUUCAAUCAGGACGUCCAGACUUUUAGUUCAUUAGCCAUUGCUACCUUCUAUGUACCUUAUUUCUUGUGCGCGUGCCUGACGUAUGGCAUCGCCGUGCCCUCGGGCUUAUUCGUACCUUCACUGUUGGGAGGAGCUGCUCUAGGUAGACUCGUCGGGCACCUCCUCCACCGAUUAGACGCGCAGUCGGGCACCUUCGCGGACGCCGGCACGUAUGCGCUCGUGGGAGCCGCCGCGGGCCUCGGCGGCAUGGCGCGGAUGACCAUAUCAUUAUGUGUUAUUUUGCUCGAAGCGACGGGCAACAUCUCGAACCUAUUGCCAUUAAUGCUGGCGCUGAUGGCGGCGCGCUGGGUCGGCAACGUUUUUAAUGAAGGGUUGUAUGAUGUACAUAUCCACUUGAAGAAGAUGCCGAUUCUUGAGGAGGAGGUACCUGCUGCCGCUGCAGAGAGAACCGCGCACGCGGCCCAGGUCAUGGCAGCGGACCCGGUCUGCUUCGCGCCUCUGGUCACGGUGGGCGACGCGUACGACGUCCUACGAAGCUGUCGGCACGCGUGCUUUCCCGUCGUCGCCGGCGGUGGCUCGACACAGCUCGCUGGUACGGUUUUACGUUCAACAAUAUGCAUGCUCAUCCAGCACCGGGCCUUCGGCGCGCCGGGCGACGACCCUACCUCGAGAAAUGACUUACGAACAAGAGCUCUCUCCCCGUUACUCUCGUCCGCGGUCUUCGAGCGGGCCUAUCCGAGGUUCCCGACCGUCGAUGAGUUAGACGUCUCGGAGACCGAUAGAGGGUGCUGGCUCGACUUGCGACCUUAUGCCGACACGGGACCGGUGACGAUCCAAGACUGCGCGUCGAUACAGCGCACAUAUAGAGUCUUCCGCACGCUGGGGCUGCGCCAUUUAGUCGUCGUCGACGCGGGCAAUAAAGUGCGCGGCAUCAUCACGCGCAAGGACCUCGACCACCACACGCUUGAAGAAAGAUUAGCGUGGGCCGCGAACGAGGCCGAGAACCUCGAGAGCUUCUCGGUGGAAGCGCACCCGUCGACGAUGGCGCGCUUCAGCGUCGCGUGAGGAGUAAGGGGC